AAGAAAUCUCGACUCUGGAGUGAAGUCGUCAUCACUUUGCUGUCUGCUCUGCUCUGCUCUGCUUGCGGCGGCCUUGGACUCCCCUGUUCGGCCAUACCUCUCCCCCUGCCCCGCCUCCGGUCCUCGUCCUCGCCUCUGUUCGGCGGAGAUCAUGGGGCUACUCAGCAUCAUCAGGAAGAUCAAGCGCAAGGAGAAGGAGAUGCGCAUCCUCAUGGUGGGUCUGGACAACUCGGGGAAGACGACCAUCGUGCUCAAGAUCAACGGGGAGGACACCAGCGUCAUCAGCCCCACCCUCGGCUUCAACAUCAAGACUAUCAAGUACCACAAAUACUCAUUGAACAUUUGGGACGUUGGAGGACAGAAGACUAUCCGGUCUUAUUGGAGAAAUUACUUUGAGCAGACUGAUGGGCUAGUUUGGGUGGUCGAUAGUUCAGACAUACGAAGGCUUGAUGAUUGCCAUGCUGAACUCCACAAUCUCUUGAAAGAAGAGAGACUAGCCGGAGCUUCAUUGCUAGUUUUUGCAAACAAACAAGACAUACAAGGAGCUCUAAAACCAGCCGAAAUUGCUAAGGUUCUGAAUCUGGAGGUGAUGGGCAGGAGCAGGCACUGGAAGAUCGUUGGCUGCAGCGCCUAUACCGGCGAGGGGCUCCUCGACGGAUUCGAUUGGCUCGUGCAGGACAUCGCUUCUCGGAUCUACGUCCUUGACUGAUAUUUUGUCAUACCCUGUCUCGCGUCUGCUCUUAAGUAAAUUUCAUGUCAUUUGGCCCACCUAUAAUUGUAUAGUCCUAAUGAUUAGUAUGAUAGCCCAUUUAGUUAAUGAUAGGGGGUCUCCUGGUUAAGUGAACGUGAAACUUCAUCCUCUCCCCCCUACCAUUGGGCACCAAAUUUUAAUGUGCUAUUGAGCUUACUGAAAUAGCAUUUCAAACAUUGAGGGUGAUACUAGUGAAGAACUAUGCCAUGUAUUUGGCAGUAAAGAAUAAUGUCUCUUUGCCAGCCUAGGCUAAGAAUUUUAUGUAUUCAGACAGUGUUCCAAUUGAAUGAUCCUUGAAUUAUUGAUUUUAACAUAGGCUAGCCGGGGCUUCAUUGUUAGUUUUAGCAAAACAAACAAGAAAUACAGGGAGCAAUAAAGCCAGCUGAAAUUGCUAAUGUAAGCAAACCUCAAUUCCUACAUAUGCAUUACAUGCUUAUGUUUAUUUGGCUGCUUAUUAGACAAACGCUGCAGACAUCAAACAGAUUCCAUAAGCCAGUUAUGUUUAGCUAUACUGAUCUUCAUAUGCUCAUUUACUGUCAGUGGGGUCAUUGCUACCAUGUGCCACACUCAUGUUUGACAAGGUUCUGCUUUGAUGUAGACCCAAAAGAAUAUGCUCAAUUGAAUGUAAUUAUAACCAGGUAUUCUCUUGAAUAGUUCUAUAGCGUGUCAGCAUCCAACUUUGCAGCCAUAGUUGUAUGUCCACUAUCCAGUCAUUUGUGAUCUCUUCUGCAUUUUUUCUCUUAAAAGUAUGAACCUGUAAACUAGAUUUGGUAGAAUAAGCAGAUGUCUGAUGAAAAGUAGGGUUGCUACUUGCUAGCAAUAUAGUAGCAUGAUUGGGGAAAUGGGGAGGUAAUUCUUUGCUGUACAAAUAUACGGCUUGCGCCAUUUUCAGCUGUACGCAGUCUCAGCAAAAAUUGCUUUACUCUGCAUUUAGCUAAUGUUGAGUUGUUAACUCGAAGUGAUAGUGUUUUCCAGUAAUUCGAGUUUUGCCUUACAGGUCCUGUGAGCUUCCUGGCAUUUAUCACCACAUAGACCAGCUACUCGAAAGCUUGCAUUGUUGGUUUCAUCCAUGUACAGAGACCCUGGUAAAAAAUCCACCUGCUUGGAAUUGGAAGGCUCGGCCAGGCGCAGGUCUUAUUAGCUGUUUGCCUGUUUCCACGAGGCUUGGGAAGGCAAAACUCCAAUUCUCCACGGCAGAUGGCCUACUGAUACUCCUGUGGUUUCCUUGCAUGUUCUGAAUCCCGGAAGAUCGUUGGCUGCAGCGCCUACACCGGCGAGGGACUCCUCUACGGAUUCGAUUGGCUCGUGCAGGACAUCGCUUCUCGGAUAUUCGAUUGACUCAGAUUGGCUCGUUCUGAUAUUUUGCCAUGCUCAAUUUUGUUUCGCCAGUCAAUGUAAAAAAAAA
Molecule: messenger RNA, 2156 nt
Organism: Panicum virgatum (switchgrass)
Lineage: Eukaryota; Viridiplantae; Streptophyta; Magnoliopsida; Poales; Poaceae
Product: ADP-ribosylation factor-like protein 2
Exons: 5
Coding region: 152-709 (185 amino acids)
Biological process (GO): protein folding
Cellular component (GO): microtubule cytoskeleton; cytoplasm
Molecular function (GO): GTP binding; GTPase activity
Source: RefSeq, a predicted model, not a curated record